Molecule: messenger RNA, 2603 nt
Organism: Solanum stenotomum
Lineage: Eukaryota; Viridiplantae; Streptophyta; Magnoliopsida; Solanales; Solanaceae
Exons: 3
Coding region: 441-2354 (637 amino acids)
Source: RefSeq, a predicted model, not a curated record
UAUUACACUCUUGAACUCUCUUCUUGUUUCCAUCACUUUUCCAAGAAAAGAACUCUUCAAGAUCAAGUCUUUGCCUUUGAACACUUCUCAUUUCUCCUCUUUUUUUCCCUCUUUGGAAUUUUCAAAAAACAAAGUCCAAAACUUUAUAAAGGGCUCUAAUUUGCAUGGCAAUCAUUUAUUAGUAUCUUCAAAUUACACAAUAAACUUUCUUUUUCUUUUCUUGGAUCUUCUUCUUCCUAUUCUCUUCUCUUUUUUGACUGAUAAAGUGACUAUUUUUUUUCAUUCCCAAGAAAAUAUUCAAAGUACAAAAGGGUAAAUAAAUAUCUCUAUUUCUCUAACUUUAGAUCUGUAAAAAUAUUGUCUCCCAACAAAGCCCUUUUUCUUGGUUUUUAGUACUAUGAUUCAUUAAUUUCUUCAAAAAAAUAAAAAAAUAAAAAAUUAUGAUUAGGCAAAAUUGGAAUGGAGAAGAAUGCAACAAUAAGGUGAGGAAAAGGGGAGGAUCAUCAUCAUCUUCAUCUUCAUUAGUACAAAGUUAUAGGCUAAAAAGGGCAGUUUUGGUAGGAAAAAGAGGAGGAGGGUCAAAUAGUACAACACCAGUACCAUUGUGGAAAAUGAAUUCAAGGUCACCAUCAUUGCAGAAUGAUAGUGGAAAUAGUAGUAAGUUAUUCAAGAAUCUACAGCAGCAAACAGCAAAAGGAACUGCUACUGAUUUGUCAGUUUCAGCAAGAAAACUUGGUGCUACUUUGUGGGAAAUCAAUGGGGUUCUUCUUCCUAUACCUAAAAAGGAGGAGAAUUUUUUGAAGUCAUCAUCAAAAUUUGGUGCUCUUCCUUCUCAUCCUUCUCAAAUUAGUCCAGUUUCUGAGAGAAUGGAGAGAUCUAACUUGGACAGUGAUAGAAGAAGAACUUCAAUUGGUUCUCAGAGAAUUCUGCAAACUGAUUUCUCUCUCCAAAAUGGUUGCUUGAUUGAGGUUGAUCAGACACAGAAUCGUGGAUCGAGUGUUGAUAGGCAUCGGUUGAAGGAUGUCAAGAAUGGACUCUCCGCGUCUAAGGAGUUGUUGAAGGUUUUGAAUCGCGUGUGGGGUGUUGAAGAGGAUCAAUCAGUAUGUCUAUCCCUUUUCUCAGCUAUGAAAGCUGAGCUUGAUCGUUCGUGUAUCCAGGUGACUAAGUUGAUUCAUGAACAAAGAUAUAAUAACUACCAUGGUGAAGUUGAUGUCCUGUUGAAGCAGUUUGAGGAAGAAAAGGCGUCGUGGAAGUUGAAAGAGCAAGACAAGAUUUACGCGGCUAUUACAUCUAUAGCCAAGGAGCUCAAGGUAGAGAAGAAGUUGAGGAAGCAAACCGAGAGGCUAAACAAGAAGCUCGGUAAGGAAUUGGCUGACACGAAAACUUCUCUGUCUAAGGCAACGAAAGAGCUUGAAGGCGAAAAGAGGGCAAGAGAGAUAUUGGAGCAAGUGUGUGAUGAAUUAGCUAGAGGUAUCGGAGAAGACAGAGCUGAGGUAGAGGAAUUGAAGAGACAAUCGGUUAAAGUUCGUGAGGAGGUGGAGAAGGAAAGAGAAAUGCUUCAACUAGCUGAUGUUUUACGUGAGGAAAGAGUUCAAAUGAAGCUAUCGGAAGCCAAGUAUCAAUUUGAGGAGAAAAAUGCAGUUGUUGAUAAGCUAAGGAAUGAGCUCGAGGCCUACUUGAGAUCCAAAAAGGGACAAGAACAUGGUGGUGAGUCUCCGAAUUAUGAAAGGAUCAAGGAACUCGAGAGGCAUUUGAGAGAAACGCUUCCAAGCACGUGUUAUUACCAAGAUAAAGAGAAGGAAAACGGGGAAGUCCUUGAUAAUGAUGAUGAUGAUGAUGAAGAUGACGAUGACAAUGAUUCAGCUGACAGUGAUCUUCAUUCAAUCGAACUAAACAUGGACGAUAACACCAAAAGCUACCAAUGGUGCAGCGCUCUUCAGGACGAUCCAAAGAGAUGUUCUGUUUCUAACAAAAGCAAAGGGAGAAGGUCUUCCAUCUCGGAGAAGUUCCCAAGACAGAGUAUUUCCAUAGAGAGGGAAACAUCAGAUGGCAUAGAAUGGGAAUUCUCCGCGGGGGGAGGUAAGGAGAACAUGUCCACGUUUGACACAUCCGAUAAAGGGAGAUCAAACUUCGAUUUCUCUUCUCAAGUUUGGAAAAAAGACUGCGAAGACGAGAUAGAGAGGUACAAAAUGAUCAAGGAUCUUCGAGAUCAUAUCGUCUCUGCUUCACAAAAAACGCCAUCUCAACAAACCUUUCCGAGUCCAACUAACAAUUGGAGCCAACAGAAUUUGCCUUCUAGUGAUGCAGAAAGAGUGAUCAAUGAGGCAUUUGCUGUCUUACAAGGAGCAAAUUGAAGAAAUAUUUUCUGCUGUUUGAUACAUUGUUUUUACAUAAUUAAAUGGAAAUAUUUUCAACUGUUUUUUUCUUUUUUCUGAAAGCAAUAUAGUUAAAUACAAUUUUGUGGUUUGCCCUUUUGUAUGACAUAUAAAAAUGUACAAAUUUUUGCUACUCUUCUUUUGGUGGUAACAAAGAUGUUUUAUAAGUAUAUUAGAGUAUUAUCUUGUGAACAUUUUUAUCUUUAAUACUACUUGACUUGUUAUUGA